AAUAACGCCCAGACGAAAAAGAUGUGAUCAAUACCGUGGCUGAUGAAAUUUAUGAGCUAUUUAAAUGUAGUGUUUGAAUAAUGAAAGAUAUACGGCCAACACAGCAAACUGAAGCAUUCCCAGUAAAGUUGUGACGUGUACUCGUGAAAUGACGUCUGACACCGUGCAUGAAAUCUUAGCCGCGUCACCACGUGCUGUUAGCUACGUGCACAAGAGUAAAGUCAAGACACACGUGCAAGUUUGAGAAUUAAAUGUUUAUAAUCUAACGCAUUGCAGGGAUUUAAAUUCUGACGACCAGGACAGCACAAAACAGCGCAGAAACUCAAGCGAAGUGGCAAACUAGUGUAGAAAGAAAAUGGAGGAGGAUGUUUACUAUGGAGAUGAGCUUCCAGACCUGGGAGACAUUGAUGAGGACAUGCUGAGGGCGUAUCUCGAUGGGGAUGUUGCCAACCCAGAGUUGGAUGAACUUUUGAAAGCAUAUGGUCAUGAUACAGCUGGAGAGGCACUGUCGCGGGUGUCCGUCCACGAACUGUGGGAGAACUGCCUCUCCCCGACCUUCUUUCAGACCCUGGAGAAUGUCCUUCCCCUCAUGUUGCUCUGCUUUGUCUUCAAGCUUAUAUGCUCCUUCUCCAAGACAGGUUCAGAUGACCAGGAUAUCCCACCCUGGUUGAUGCACAUGUCCAGUCUGAUGUUCGGUCUGCUCGCCCUCCAUAUGUUCUUCCAGCGCGGCUUGCUCUAUCUACUCUUCUGCUGCGCCCUCUCCUACUUCGUCCUCGUCCUCACCAACUGGCGUAAUCGUGACUACUGUGGAAUAUCCAUGGCACUGUUUGUCAUCACUUACCUUGUGGCCUGUGAGUUUCUCAUCCAAAAAACAGUCUGGCAUAGUUUAAGAGGAGCCCAGAUCAUCCUGUCAAUGAAGGUGAUCGGUGUGGCAUUUGAUCUGAGCUGUGGGUCCAUGGUGGAGUUCCCGAGCGUGUUUGCCUACUUUGGUUACAACUUCUGUGUGGGCACAGUAAUCUUCGGCCCAUGGAUCAGCUUCAGCGAGUACCGUCACAUUCUUGCCCAACACAGGAGACCUAUGAAAGUGAUGUGGUUUGUGAAGGCUGUGUGCAGCACACUGCUGGCCCUCCUGUGUGUUGUCUGCUCCACUUGCCUUGUACACUGGCUGAUCCUCGACAACAGCUUCAAGUGGGCAGUUUCAUUCCGUGAUGCACAGUCAUUCCGGUUCAGCCAUUACUUUAUUGGCUUCCUGUCUGAGGCCACAGUGGUUCUGUGUGGCCUGGGGGCAACACACACCAACGAUGACGUCAAGUGGGAUAUAAAAGUGAGUCGGCCAUUAAGCAUAGAGCUGCCACGGUCGUUGGUGGAGGUCGUCACUAACUGGAACAUCCCCAUGCAUCACUGGCUCAAAACUUAUGUGUUCAAGUCAGCAAGACCUCUUGGGAACUUUGCUGCCAUAUUUUUAACCUAUAUAGCCAGUGCAGUUUUACAUGGUUUAAACUUUCAGAUAGCAGCUGUAUUAUUGUCUUUAGGUGUAUAUACUUAUGUAGAAUAUGUGUUUAGGAACAAAUUAUCGGUGAUAUUUGAUGCAUGUGUGCAGGCGCGCCGCUGCAGGGAGGGAUGUGAACACACAUACAAACAGGGCCACCCGUAUGUUGUGUGCGCUAACCUGGUGUUUGGUGUGCUGGCCGUGUUCCAUCUUGCCUACCUUGGUCUCAUGUUCGACAGCAGUGCUUCCGAGACUACAGGCUAUAACAUGGCACACACUCUGCAGAAGUGGGCUGCCUUCAGCUAUUUGAGCCACUGGCUGGUGGUGGGCACGUUCCUCUUCUAUCUUAUGAUCUGAUACCUGCUUCACUCCACAACACCUGUACCCAUCACCUUGUGAAGCUACGGGCCCUCCGUCCAUCUCACUUGGCACCAAGCCAUUUUCAUUUGAUCAGUGAUCUGCAUGUUUUAGGAAACAAUUUUGUGUUGCCUGAAAAGGUCACAUAUAUAGGCGUCGAUUGCGGCAGUGGUUACAUCAGCAAAAUCUUUGUACACAAGAACUAAGUGUUUAUUAUCCAGUGAUGAUGUAACUUGGUGACAGUGUUUUAAAUAAUGGGUAAAUUUCCUGAGUAAAACUAGAGUUGUGCCCCUUUUACGUUUAUAAAUCAUAGUAGGUUUAUUUCAAUUACUCAAGUAUUUAUCCUAUCACAAUGAAACUUGGUCAUAAUGUUUGAGGUCAUAAUGUCUGGUUCAGUUUUGUGCAUAUAAUUAUUCAAGUAUUUUUUAUCCAAGCAUAAAGAAACUUGGUGAGUAUUUAGUCAUAAUGUCCUUAUCAAUUCGUAGGGAAAAUCACCUCUGUAAAUCCAGAGUUAUGCCCCUUUUACAUUAAAAUACAGCUGGUUUAAUUUUUGUUAAAGGGUAUGAUAAACAGACAAAGCUCUCAUUUGACUACAAAGUGUUGCUCCUUUUCCAUUAAAAUUGGUAUUUGUAAAUGGUUAGACUUCGAUGAAAGCUCCUAACAGGCAGCACAUCCAUAUAGUAUCCUAUUUGGAACUUUGCUCGAUGCAAAAUGUAGUUUUCUCUCGUAUUUGUUCAAAUUGAUCCAGUUUUGUUAAGAUCAUAUCUGACAAGGUUAAUGACUUUUUUGUACUUGAGGCCCAAAUCACAAGCCCUAGAACUAAUUGAAUCCGUCUAUAAAGCAUCAGUUCGAGGUCCGCUUCCUUGUCAGAUAUGGGUUCAAACCCCACCCCAGGGUUCAUUGCAUAUUUUUUAACCAGAUUUUCAACAAAAACCUGUUCAUUACAAUGAGGAUGUCAUUUUCGGGCAUCAAACAUUGGUUAACACCAAAUAACUUCAGUUAAAGUUGAUGAAUAUUAACGAAACUUGUAGUGUAGCUUUUGUGAAUUGCUAGCUUAGUAUUGCUUUAGAAGGUUAGGGGUCAAGGUCACUUUUACUAAAAAAAAUAAAAAAAAUAGAUUCAACUAACUGGUCAAGGUCAGUUUUGAGUGUUUGUCACAAUUAAAUACUGGGUCAAAAAUAGGCCACUAGGUAAAUGCUAGAACAAAGUCGAUAAAGGCGUCAUGGUCUUCCUGUUCACUGAGAAGGAGCUACAAUGAUAGAACAACCUUGAUAAAGGCCCUUUUUUAAUGUUCUUCAUGUCCACCAACUUGGGGCUAAAUGAUGGAAACAUCUUGAUAAAGUCUUAUGGUCUUUAGCUAUACAAAAACUGGUAAGAAAGAAUUUAAAUUUUUCAUUUUUGUUGUGUCACAACACUUUUGUUCACAAUAUGAAAACAUAUGAACUAUUUGGUAUGUACAGUAACUGUACUCUAUUGUCAAUAAAACUGACUCCUAAUCAUUUUGAAGUCAAAUGGUCACAGGUGACAUA
Molecule: messenger RNA, 3375 nt
Organism: Mya arenaria
Lineage: Eukaryota; Metazoa; Mollusca; Bivalvia; Myida; Myidae
Product: protein-serine O-palmitoleoyltransferase porcupine-like
Exons: 14
Coding region: 356-1846 (496 amino acids)
Biological process (GO): protein palmitoylation; canonical Wnt signaling pathway; Wnt protein secretion
Cellular component (GO): membrane; endoplasmic reticulum
Molecular function (GO): Wnt-protein binding; palmitoleoyltransferase activity
Source: RefSeq, a predicted model, not a curated record